Messenger RNA from Blumeria graminis f. sp. triticale, 7080 nucleotides. Lineage: Eukaryota; Fungi; Ascomycota; Leotiomycetes; Helotiales; Erysiphaceae. The record is from the annotation of a GenBank genome assembly.
AUGCCUACUGCUGACUGGAAUUCUCGGGCCAGAGAUAACAAGGAGAGACAGCAGCAGACGGCCAGUGUUUCGUCUGCGCUGGUCUCAAAAAGGUUUGUCUUUCUGCAGAAUCUUAAGAUUUAUCUCUCAACUAAUGAUAGAAUUAAUGCUUUUUUAAAGCUGACUGACAUCCCCAGGAAUAAAACGCUGUAUCCGAUUAAAUCAUCACUUCCUCCUGCUGCUCUGGCAGGGGAAGUACAACGUACCUCGUCACCGGCUCUCUCCACUAGCUCUACGGUCGACGAAGGGACUAGAAGCUCAACUCCUGUUCUACCCCCGAUUCCACAGCCAACUUUCAACGGUCAUAUCGUAGAUCUUGUCACACGUACGCCCCCUCCCGUCAGUACAACAGAGCAAUCGAGUUACUAUACAGCCAGCUGGGGAUCCCCAUAUCGCAAAUCACCUACAUCUAGGUUAUUACUUCACGAUCACGUUCAAACGCCACUGAGCGAAGCUUCAAGCGAUUCUCCUAUACACCACCUAGAGUUUCAUACGCCAUUCUUAAGACCUGCGCCUACCAUAGGUAAUCUAAAUCCAGAGCAAGAAGUUGUUGCCCAGGAAGGAGCUAUCAGUGCUGCAGUUCUUGCUAAUAGAGCUCGAAGAGGAAAGACAGGCUUAACUGAAGAUUGGAUAAGAAAACAUACAGGAGGUGAAUCGGCUGAGAGAAAUCACUGGCUUAGCGACGCAGACUCGAGCGGGGACUCUUCAGGAAGUGGCUCAAUAUCUGAUCCUUUUAACUGGGCUUUAUCUGAGGAACACGAUAUACAAACACCGACUGUUGAAACCUAUAUGGAAGCCAAAUUUGUAGAGGCAUUAAGGAACGGCCACCGGCGCCAAUUAACUGCUACAACGCUACGUCAAGAGGAUUUUGAUCCGGCUUCUGAAAGUUCUAUCAACAUGGCUAUGUCCUUGGAAGAAGCUGAAAUGACAUCCACCAACGAAAAAGAUAAUCAGCCCCCUAGCCCAAUAUCAAGGGACCGACGCUCUGAUACUCCAGCUUCGCUACUUGAAUCUCCUUCGUCAACUCGAUUAGCAUUGGCAACUACACUUCCUCAACGAGUGAAGAAAAAGAUAGCCUGGAAGGGAAAAAAUAUAUUGGUUUUGUUACCUCCUCCAUGUGAUGCCGAAGGUAACUCUACGAGCAAGUUGCCCAUGUCCGAAAAAGAUGUCCAGGAGAUGUUAAGAAAGUGGGAACUAAUUGGACACAAUACCAGAGGGUUUGACUUAGUUCUUGGAUUAGCGAUCGGCGAGGAAUCUGCACCCGGUCAAAGUCGCUCAAGCUGGCCAUCAGAAGAAGAUAUGUGUGCCGAAAGACUGACAAAAUGUAUCAGAGUUCAAAUUCCUGAUAAAAGAGAGUGGGAUAUAUAUGUUCAAGAGCUACAAGAAGCCAAAUUACGCGCUCUAGGGGUAUCGCUUGGCGAUGAUGACUUGGCCCCUCCAAACCAAGCUGCCUUUCCAAGUUUGAGUCGUCAAACUUCUUAUCAAUAUCCUUCUCUCCCAUUCUCUCCGCCAAUUCCCAGCUCAUCAGCUGGCAGCGGUCACGCGCAUCCAAAUUCUUUUUCCCCAAUUUUCAUGCCAGGAACCGGUUUUACUGCUAACCAAGGCUCAAAUACGGGCUCUAAUUCUCCUCUAAUGAUAAAUGCGCCAAUAAAUGGACUGAUACAAGGUAAAUAUAAUUCACGUCAUUCAAUUUCGUUUUCGGCCAAUGAGCAUCCUUUUGGUUCUCCCUUUCAAUAUCCCCAACAGUCUCCAAUGAUUUGGUCUCCGGGUCAAAAGUUUCACCAACAAGGUAGUAAUGCUAGAGGUCGGUCACCUUCGCUUCACAAUAUUGGCUCUGUCAUGUCACCUGUUUCCCCUUUCCCGCAAGACAGCUACUUUCCUCAAAAUGUCGAUAAUUCAUUGUAUAAUCAGCAGCGUCAAAAUUUACACCCGUCACAAACUUCCCAGCAGCAGCUGCAGAUAACUUCAAGUCAAGCUUCUCCACGACUGCAGGAACUCAAAGAACGUGAGGAUGAGGACGACUUAUUAAUUCAAUAUCACCCAUCAAAAACACCCGAAUCAAGUACGCAAUGUCCCAAUGCCGUUACUGGGCUCAAAGAAGAUGUUGACGAGGCAGAAUAUCACCUUGAGGAACAAAUUCAGCGCGAACUUGAACACGAAGAUUAUAGCCCGCACUCUCUGAAGGGUGAUGUUCCAAAACUAUCAAGCUCUACAGCCCAUGUGCGACACAGCUCACUUAUUACUGGCGGCCUAGCUGCUUCAAGAUAUGCGACUGAGCUACCCGAAGAAGGUCCGGUUCUUCAUCAUCCUCAGCCUUACAGCAGGGGUCACACACUUUCUCAAGUAACAUUCCAGGAUAAAGUUGAAAAUCCCAACGAAUCUAAAGAUUUAAAACAAUCUGGAGGUACUAGAAAGCAGGACGAUCUGCCUGAUAUUUGUUCAAGCAACCUUGAAACGCCUACAUUAAAAGCAUUGACUACUUCCGGACAUAGUCAAAAGCUGUCCUUGAGUAAUAAUCCUUGGAUCAGGGAGAGCCGAGAUGUAGGCGUUGAUCAAUCUCACCAAACGCGUGGUCGCUCGAAGACACUAGCUUCAAAACUCAACGUUACGGCCAAAGAGUUUACAUUCAAUCCUUCUAGCUCUUUCACACCAAUGUCCGCGCUUCCCUCGUCCAUAAAACCUCACCAGAACCGACCAUUUAUUCCGAAUAAAUUUUCACCCUACAUGAAUAAUAUUCUUCCUCCCGGAGGUGUCCCUCCCAUUCAGGCUAGCCCUAGGGCCAUACCUAAUUCUUGUGCCAUCCCAAGAGGCCAACUUGAUCUCACAGUCCCUACAUUUAACCCAAGAAACAAUGAAUUUAAUUUCUCCACUAUAAUGCCUAAUUCAAUUCCUAGCUUUAACCCUUCUAUUACUUAUACGAACCAAUCGUCAAAUCAUCCACCUGUUUCAGCCGUAGUUGAUGUUGAUAGCAAAGCAAUUUUUAGCAACAUUGAUCUGAGUGGGCUUGAGAAUACUAAACCUAUAAAAAAGUCGAGAGCCAUACCUAUCGUACGUCCUGGUGGUUCCAAUCCUAGGGCUGUAGAGGAUGAGGUGGUGGAAGGAGUUGAUGGACGUAUUACCCAGGGUGAGGGCCGGGUCAAGAGAGUUCGCGGUAGUAGGAAUGACCAGAACUCUGUACCGUUAUUUGCACCACUUGAUAAUCAGCACAAAGAUGCAGAAACUAACCGAGCUAGUCAGGAUAAUUUGGUAGUUCCUAAUUCGGAAAAGAACAUGGAACUACCAAUUAACGCCAGCCAAAAGGACGAAAUCGAAGAUCAGUUACAACCGAAAGUUGUCAGCGUCGAGCUCAAAGUAUCAAAUAACGAUCUUUGUCAGUUACCACCUGAAGAAGAGGAUACCUCCAAUCUUUCUACUACGCUACCUGAAGAAUUGAGAAUAUCUAAGACGGAUGACAUCAUUCAAGAGCACCGAGAGAAAUCCGAAGUAGAAGAACCUCAGUAUAUCGAAGAACUACUGUUAAAUAAAGACCAACAGAAUAUUACACCGUUGCCUGAAAAGGCUCAGUUGUUCCAUCUAAAUUCAACUCCGAAAUCCUCAGUAUUGAAAAAAACAAGCAAACAAAGCCCUGUAGCAGAUGAAUUACCAGCCUCAAUAAUGCCCCGAAUUCCUUCUUUAACCCACCAUACUUCAUUACUCCCACAUCUCCCCCCACUUCCUAAAUUAGUUGGACUGUCAGGAUCAAGGUUUGCAAAAUGUUCAACUCCAUCGGAUGAAGCUAACACAGAGAAAAAUAAUGUUGCAACGAACAAAAUUGGCAGCCCUAGUAAAUUUUUAGUUUCUCAGAUUAACGACAUUCAAAAAAAUCUUUCAUCAGGAGAAGAAAAACCGUCUCAUGAUGAGAAGUCACACGGCAAAAUAGUUAACUACAGCGAAGCUCCAUACAAUGACAUUGAUACUGUUGUUGACCACAACGGAGAUCAAGUUGCAGAGUCCUUCAAUCCUGUUAAACAGGUGGAAAGUGAAGCCCCAAAACAUCAUGAACCAAAUCGGGUGCGGUGCAUCAAGGUUCCUGAUCUUGACUCCUCACCACCUGUCCGACCUAGUUCCAACCACUCCUUUCGUAGUGCUGCACCAAGUCCAAGUCCCACAUUGAAGCGCAACUCACAACCUCAGAAGAAAUGUUCUCAAAAUUUACAGAAUAGUGAAAUGAAUAUCUCACCUACCUCUCGUCCAGCUCAGAUUGAAGACAAUUUACUUGUUAGUGAAUGGGACUGUGCUUUAAGUGAAGUGGAUAACGCAUCUAGACAUGCUAGAGUUCCACUUCUAAAAAAUCAUAUUUAUCAAGUUGUUGGUAGUGCUCUCUCCGAAAAACUCGGGCCUCUCGAACGGACUCUAGAGGACAUUCAAGUCUCUAUAAGUGUCAUUAAUUCCAGUAAUCCAAGAGACAACAAGAGUAAUUCCGUCGCGCGGAGCGAUGCUGAUGACGAAGAUGAGGUUGUCGGGGAUCCAAAGCCUUCCUUCUGUUCCAGGCGUGACAAAAAGCUCGACCAAAUGAAGGCUAUAAUACAAGAGGCACUAGCCACUAGUAAUGUGUUCAAAUACCAGGGUAAUCUCAUAGAUAAAAAUGUAGUCUCGGAAAGUUUACUUCAGGUGUUGGACGAAUUGAAGCACCAGUUUUCUCAAUCUUCUCUCUUCUAUUGUAACAUAGAAGACUUCAAGGAGAUGUUACAGGAAUCAGUACAGCAGAUGAUACCGGUAGUGCAUCAGACCAUGAUCGGCGAUGGUAAAUCUUCUGAUAAUCUUCAGACUAAGAGCACAGUAGCUAAACUUGAAGAAAAACUUCAACUUGUUGAUAGAGAGCAUAAAGCUCGAAUGACUGUGAUGAAAGAUCAGGCCUCUCGAGCUGAGAAUCGACUGGAAGAAGAAAUGCAAAACCGUAGAAUUGCUGAAGAUCAUCUGUCAGAUAUUCAGAGACAACUUCGUAUCUCCUCAGAAGAAGAGCGUCGCCUUCGAACAUUAUUGGAUCAAAGGGAAACAAAAAUACGUGAAAUCCUAGAUGAAAGCGAUUCCAAGGUAAGACUGACAGAAGAAAAAUACAACCAAAGCGUAAUGCGUAUUGCCGCAGUCGAAUCUUCCCAUAACCAAGUCAAGAAAAAUGAAAGUGAUCUCCUAGAUAGACUGCACUUGACUGAAGCAGAUUUAAGUAUCUCACGGCAGGAGACCCAAAGAUGGCAAUUAGAAGCUGAACGUGCGCUAGCAGCAGUCUGCCGCCAAAGCGAGGAUGCGGAAAAAGCUAAUGAGAAAAAUAAAGAGCUUUGUCGUAAAAUCGAGGCCCUUAAGAUUCAGUCGGAGGAAAGUAUCCGUAUCCGCGAGGUUAUGAGAGGGAAAUUAAUAGACUUGCAGGAGGAUAUGGCGCACGUAGCCGGUCAAAUUUCGGACGAAAAUACACGACACACUAAAAAAGAACAAGAGCUAAUUGUCCGACAAGAAGUAUUAGAUGCCCGUCUUCAAGCUGAAGGUCGCACUCGUGAACGACUCGAGACAGAAAUUGAGCGACUGGAACGGGGUGAGCGUGAAGCUUUGCGCGCCGUAAAUGAUUGCAAGAAGAUGGAGAUUUUAGUAGAAGAAUUAAAGGAAAACCUUCACGUGAGCCAAAAAGACGCCAUGCGAUAUCAACGAGAACUUGAGGAUACAAAGGAAACUGGACUUAGUCAAUUAGAGAGAACGAGACAAUAUAUGCAAGCAGAAAUUGAUGCGGCAAAAAGUCAAUCGGAAACCAUGCAGAAAUUGCUUGAGAAUCAGAUGUCAAUCCUACGCGCAGAUAUAGAUCACACUAAGCUGGAGGCUGAUACGGCUCGUGAGAGAAGUGAAAUGCUUAUAGAAGAAGCAGAGAUGACCAAAAAGUCACUAGUCAGUAGCCUAGAAUUAAAAUUGAUUGAAACAGUUGAAGACCUUAAAACACAACAUGAUCGACAACUUCAAAACACGCUCGAAAAUGCGCAACGUCACGAGCAGCACCUUUUGGACCGCUUAUCUCUUUCUUCGGCAAAAACAGAACAUCUUCAGGAUCGCAUCGCACAUCUUGAAGAGAAGCUAGAGAUUGCAAAUACUGCUGCUACUGCUGCCGCAUCUGCAGCGAAAAUUGCUCGCUCCAAAAGUAAUGCGUCUCCACACCCUCAAGCUUCUGUAUGCUCAUCGCAGCCAGUUUCCACCCCAGACACCCAACGUCCCGAAAAAAUAUCCCCUCAGGCUCUCAGAGAGAGCAUUAUAUCCCUACAAGAACAACUUCAAGAGCGAGAGAGCACCAUUGAGUCUCUUACAUCAGUAUUAUCUUCGGUAGACCCCGACGCUGCUGCCAAAAUUUCUAAACGCGAUGAUGAGAUAAUGUGGUUACGUGAACUAUUGGCUGUGCGAAUGUCUGACCUCACAGAUAUAGUACAAAGCUUGGAACAAGAUCAUUGGGAUGUCCAGAGAGUUAAAGAUGCUGCUAUACGACUGAGGACCAAUUUGCAGAUGCAGGAGCAGGAGCUUGAGCGAGCUAUGAAUGGCGGAUCUGCCCUUAAUCUCCCAAAUAUAGCUAGUCUUAUGGACGCCGCUUCACCACGUGUUGCACAAGCCGUGGGUCCAUUAGCAGCUGCCUGGGGAAAUUGGAGGAAGAGCAAGGCUGAGAAAGCACCCUCAAAGAAUAAAAGCAGCACAAUUUCCCUCACAAAAGAUGUUGGCGCUAUAAGCGGGAGCUCGACACCACUCGUUCCUAACCGUCAAGAUCCUCAGUCAUAUCAAAAUCCCACCGCAUUCAGCUCUACCGGCCAACGCUUUACUCCUGCACAACUAGCAAAUCGACCCCGAGUUCCGAUACGAGGAAUGCCUCCAAAGAGAAUCGGAGUAAGCGAUGGACUUAGGAUCAAGAAUGAUUCGGAAAUGUCUAGUCGCUCACUAGAAGCUUCGCCGAUGUUGAAGAAAAGCAGUUAUGACCAGGACGCUACGGAAGAAGAAUUCAGCGACGCUGGGUUCUUUGAUGACGAUGGCAGUGCUGAGUGA